GAAAAAAUUAAUAAAUUAAAGAGAGAAAAGAAACAGAGUGUGGGAUAUAGAGAGAAAGUUAAGAGGAAAAGAGAGCGAUACCUGUCGAUCAAGGACUGUUUGAUUUGUUUGAUCGGAGAAUAGAGAGUUAGUGGCCGGAAUAUUCGGCGGCGUAAUUGUAAUUUCCUGCGAUCUCGGUGCCGGAAUCGGUCUGAUCUCUAAGAGGCUGACUCAUUCGUUUUUUUGUUUGGGAGAGCAGAGAAGAUGGUGAAUUCUAUGGUGGAGAGAGCCACGAGCGACAUGUUGAUCGGGCCUGAUUGGGCCAUGAACAUCGAGAUCUGUGACAUGCUUAAUCACGACCCCGGGCAAGCAAGGGAUAUUGUUAAAGGCAUAAAGAAACGCAUUGGAAGUAAGAAUUCAAAAGUUCAACUUCUUGCCCUAACUUUGUUGGAGACCAUCAUAAAGAAUUGUGGGGACAUUGUCCAUAUGCAUGUGGCAGAGAAAGAUGUUCUUCAUGAGAUGGUUAAAAUAGUCAAGAAAAAGCCCGACUUUCAUGUCAAAGAGAAGAUACUGAUUCUAAUAGAUACUUGGCAAGAAGCUUUUGGAGGACCGAGGGCAAGAUAUCCACAAUAUUUUGCAGCAUACCAGGAGUUGUUGCGUGCUGGGGCAGUAUUUCCUCAGAGAUCUGAGAGGACUGCACCUGUCUUCACUCCACCUCAAACUCAACCUCUAUCUUCUUAUCCUCAAAAUAUUCGAAAUGCUGAUAAUCACCAAGAGGCAGCUGAGUCUUCUGCAGAUUCAGAGUUCCCAACUUUGAGCUUGUCAGAAAUUCAGAAUGCACGUGGCAUUAUGGAUGUCCUUUCAGAAAUGCUAAAUGCAUUAGAUCCAAGCAACAAAGAGGGCCUUAGGCAGGAGGUUAUUGUUGACUUGGUGGAACAGUGCCGGACAUACAAGCAAAGAGUGGUACAUCUUGUUAAUUCAACUGCAGAUGAAUCACUGCUAUGUCAAGGCUUAGCACUGAAUGAUGACUUGCAGCGUGUACUAGCCAAGCAUGAAUCAAUUGCUACAGGGAAAUCUGCUCCAACGGAGAAGCCCAAGCCUGAAUCUAGUGGAGCACUAGUAGAUGUAGAUGGUCCUGUAGUUGACACCAAAGAUGCUACUAAACAGCCAGAUGGGAGGUCGACCUCAAGUAGUGGUGCUGGGGCUCAACCACUGAAUCAGUUAUUGCUUCCUGCCCCUCCUGCUGCUAAUGGUCCAACUACUUCAACGCCAGUCAAUCCCAAAAUGGACCUUCUGAGCGGCGAUGACUAUAGCUCUCCAAAGGCAGACAAUUCAUUGGCUCUUGUUCCUGUGGGACAGCCGCAAUCAAACAGUCCUGUAUCUUCUCAGCAGACUGCCCUUGCUCUCUUUGAUAUGUUUUCGGAUGGCACCAACGCUCCAAAUUCUGUCAAUACUCAGUUUCCCAAUGUGGCUGGACAACCAAAUCCUUUGGUCCAACAAGCCAAUCCUUUGACCCCACAACAAAAUCUUUCAGCACCACAAUUCCAACAGCAGAAUUUUCAAACUCCAGAAGCUGGGUUUUACCAAAAUGGAAGUGUCCCAAACAUGGGAUCACCUCGGUAUGAGCAAUCACUUUAUACACAAGGCACUGGUCCUGCGUGGAAUGGUCAGCUUCCCCAGCAGCAGCCACACUCGCCAUCAUAUGGUUUGCAAAGCAGUGGGUCACUGCCACUACCUCCCUGGGAAGCUCAGGCAGCAGACACUAGCCCGGCAGCUGGUUCUCAAUAUCCUCAGCAAAUGCAAGUUACUCAGGUGGCUGUCACACAGUUUCAGCCUGUGCAGAGUGGCCAAUAUCCUCAAGGACAUCCCUCAGGUAAUGAGCAGGUAGUUGGUAUGUAUAUUCAGCCUGUCACAAGUGGUCAUUUGUUGGCAACCAAUAAUCAGGCCAUUCAAAGCAAUCACUUAGUGGGGUUAAAUCCUCAAUCUGUCCAUGGAGGGCAGUAUAUGGGCAUGCUUCCACAGCAAAUGCAAGCCAACCAAAUGGCUUCUAUGUAUCCGCAACAAAUGUACGGCAACCAAAUGGCAGGAUAUGGCUACGGUCAGCAGCAACUGACACCGUAUCUUCAGCAGCAAAUGUAUGGGCUAUCUGUUAGAGAUGACAGUGGGUUGAGAGCGUCUUCCUAUCAAGUUUCCAAUUCCUCUUACUUGCCGCCCAUGAAGAAGACCUCGAAACCAGAGGAUAAGUUAUUUGGAGACCUGGUUGACAUGGCUAAAUUAAAGCCAACAAAGCCCACUUCUGGAAGAGCUGGUAGCAUGUGAAACCUUGACUGGUUUAGCAUUUUAUUUCCUAAUUUUACAUUUUGUUUGCUAACUUGCUUCUUUUAUUUCUUUUUUAAAUUUUCAAUAUAUAUAUAUAUAUAUUCUUCUA
This is a messenger RNA of Pistacia vera, 2407 nucleotides long. Its product is annotated as TOM1-like protein 9. Gene Ontology annotation, molecular function: ubiquitin binding; phosphatidylinositol binding. The transcript has 10 exons. Gene Ontology annotation, biological process: protein transport to vacuole involved in ubiquitin-dependent protein catabolic process via the multivesicular body sorting pathway. Bases 244 to 2298 code for a protein of 684 amino acids. NCBI's taxonomy places the organism in Eukaryota, Viridiplantae, Streptophyta, Magnoliopsida, Sapindales, Anacardiaceae. The record is from RefSeq and is a predicted model, not a curated record.